GAAAGAAGAAAGCACGGAAACACCACCUACAAAGAAGAGUCCACACCACACCCAACUAAGCUUUCUCUCCCUGUCUCUCUCUUCAAUGGUCCAGAUAGACCGAAAUUUAUGUAGAAGAAAAACAAAAAAGGAAAGAAGAGAUGGAGAGAUAGAAGGGAAAGAAAGGGAAUAUAGAGUAUGCAUAGAUGGAAAGAUCCAUACACAGUAGAUGUCUUCAAUUGUCCUCCCAACCAAACCCACCUCACAAAAACUUCUUUCACCAGCCCCUCUCUUUCUGUUUGUCUCUCACAGCACAACAACGGAUAAAAACAUGUGUACCAGAAAUACCCUUCUGCAACCCCCCAAAAAAUCCCAUCUUCAUCACUGUCUCUCAAACUCUCAAAAGAAAAAACAUUUUCUUUCACCGAAUUAUGUGGGCUUCUUUGGGUUUUCAUUGUCUUGGUCAGAGUUCACAGAGAAAACAGGAAAGCAAGAACCUUCCUCUCACUUCCUUUCUUGUUUCUAUCCCUAUCUCUCUCUCAACCCUUCUCUUUUCGUGGUAUUUAUUUUUCUUCCGUCUCUUUCUUACCUCUUCAUAUUUCUCUGUUCUUAUCAUUGAGACUCUUCCCCUGUCUAUUUCUUUAUUUCUGCUUAGUUGUUUCGUUUUGGUAUCUGGGUUCUGUUAUUUCUCUGCGAUCUGAUGAUGAAGAAGAUGAAAGGGGUGGCUAUGGCUCCUAGAACUACGUCUCCUUCUCCAUAUGGUGUAUAUGACGACCCAAUCAGUUUCAAACAUCGGAGUCUCUUGCAAGACUAUGAGGAGCUAUGCAAGGAAACAGAGCUCAGGAAGAAGAAAUUGGAGAUAACAAAACAGAAAAGACUGACCCUCUUGAUUGAAGUCCGAUUUUUGAGGCAGCGUUACAAGCACUUAAUGCAAAACCAGUCUCAAAGCUCCCUGCCUGAACGAGAGUGCCCAGAGAGUUCAGAAAUUAGAAGUAGAAACGUUGCGAUAAAAAGUAGUCGGAAUGGAAAGAAAGCUGCUUUACCACCUCCAGUUCCACCUUUUGAUUUGAACAGGAAGGGGAAGCCUUACAUUGAAAGGCAAGCCACUUUGAAAAACCCUGCUUUACGACCUCCAGUUCCACCUUUUGAUUUGAACAAGAAGGGGAAGACUUACGUUGAAAGGCAAGCCACUUUUAAAAACCCUGCUUCAAGUUUUGACCUGAGCCAGAAGCACAAGAGUUAUGGUGCAAAAGAAGUUGCUUUACAGGAUUCUAGAUCAAUUAUUGACUUGAAUGAAAAGGAAAGAAUUGAAAGUGGAAAGGAAGCUGCUGUUCGAAAUGCAACCCCAGUUUUUGAUUUAAACCAGAUUUUGAUAGAUGAGGAAGAAUUGCAUGGUAAUCGUCAGCCGUUGCGAGCGGAGGAGCUGAAGAAAAGUUCAAUCAGAGCUGGAAGUGAUGAGCAAUACAGUGAAACGAUGUUAUCAGCCUGUAGAAAUAUUGGCAAUGGUCCAAGCAAGUCGGGGAAGAGGAAGAUCUCGUGGCAAGACCAGCUAGCAUUGAGGGUUUGAAACCUGUCGGUUCGAAAUUGAAUAUUUUAUAGUUUUGGUGAUUUGGAAAGUUGGCAUCACCUUUCCUUGUGAUACCCAAUUUGCAUACUUAUUUUCAUUUGGGAAGGAAAAUACUAUAUACAUCAAUAUAAUGAUGAUCUUAUGAGAA
Molecule: messenger RNA, 1694 nt
Organism: Tripterygium wilfordii
Lineage: Eukaryota; Viridiplantae; Streptophyta; Magnoliopsida; Celastrales; Celastraceae
Exons: 4
Coding region: 680-1546 (288 amino acids)
Source: RefSeq, a predicted model, not a curated record